UCAAACUUGGUACUGUGCUUGUGAGGCAGGCAACGACACCACUGAGCCCUGUUCUGGAUUUUUAUCUGCACUCAGAAUCUUGAGAAUAUUAUAAAAUUGGUUGUGAAGCAAAAUUUAAGAUGUUGCUUAUGUUUUUUGAGGAGAUCUGAGCCUGUAGAGCAAACAUGAGCAAAGCUCACCCUCCUGAGCUGAAAGUAAAUGAUGGCAGACAUUUCAAGGAGUAUUGCAGGAAGUGGAUCCCUGUGACUGUAGUGACAGAUGAGUAUGUGGAGAUGGCAGUGAGUGGGCAACAGAACAAUACUGGAAUGGUGGUUUUACAAGGAAAUAGUAUCGUGAUGUUGGAAGCCUUGGAAAGUUUAAUGACUGUUCAGUGAGAAAUUCUUAUUCUCCUCCAAAGUGCUAGUUUCACUAUGACUGAAAAUUGGGUCAUGUACAUGUUCACAUUGUUGUUAAAUGAAGUUCGUGUACUAAGUAAUGAUAAAGGUGAAGCCUUCAGUUUCUCAUUGUGCAAAUGCUUAUGGUUUUAUUAGAAAGAGGCCUUAGUCCUAGCUUCUCCUAGAAAUUGUUUCUAUGUAAAAUCUGUUCUCUUCCUGCCAUUGAAAUCAUUGAGUAUGUGUUGCCAAAUACCAGUUGCCUUACCCUGUUGUGGUACCGGUACUUCCCCACUGGAUAUUAAUGCCGUUUGAAGACAUUUUGGCAGUAGUGCACAACAGAUCAUUAGUAGUGCUGGCAUGUAAACUAGAAAACAGGCUCUUAUUCAUUGAUUUUUGUAGUAAUUAGGAGUUUCAAUUGAAAAUGUUCUGAGGCAUCUCC
This is a messenger RNA of Fukomys damarensis (Damara mole-rat), 813 nucleotides long. Its product is annotated as small nuclear ribonucleoprotein G-like. Bases 165 to 374 code for a protein of 69 amino acids. The transcript has a single exon. The record is from RefSeq and is a predicted model, not a curated record. NCBI's taxonomy places the organism in Eukaryota, Metazoa, Chordata, Mammalia, Rodentia, Bathyergidae.